This is a messenger RNA of Darwinula stevensoni, 1072 nucleotides long. NCBI's taxonomy places the organism in Eukaryota, Metazoa, Arthropoda, Ostracoda, Podocopida, Darwinulidae. The record is from the annotation of a GenBank genome assembly.
GCAGGUAUAAAUGGCCGAAAAUAACGGAGAGGAUCAGGACCAUUCCGGGGGGCCGACCCUGGACUCCCAGUUCCGGGCCUUCUCCAAAUUCGGCGACAGCAAAUCCGACGGGAAGAUGAUCACCCUAUCCCAGAGCGACAAGUGGAUGAAACAAGCAGGAGUCAUCGAUAAGAAAAUCACCACCACCGAUACGGGGAUCCACUUCAAGAAGUUCAAGGCGCUCAAGAUCGGCUUCGCGGAUUACGAGAAGUUCCUGGAGGACCUGGCCAAGGCGAAGAAGGCGACUCUGGAUGAUAUCAAGAACAAGCUGAUUCACGCUGGGCCGCCGGGGACGACGAAGGCGACGCAAGUGAUGAAGGGCGGAGCCGUGGAUCGACUCACGGAUACGAGCAAAUACACGGGGACGCAUAAGGAACGCUUCGACGAGACGGGGAAGGGGAAAGGAAUCGCCGGAAGAAAAGACCGCCCCGACGAAGCCGGUUACGUGCACGGAUACAAGCAUAAGGACACCUACGACGCCACCGGACAUUGAGAGAGGGAAAGAGAGUCGGGGAGGACGUGCUUCGAUGGGACAUCCUGACAUUUCCAUGCACCCCACCCCAGUCAUUAUUACGUAUUGUUCGCCUACCUCCCCCCUCUUUCAUCUCCCUCCAUUAUCCUCUUAUCCUUCAUAUUUCAUAUUGGAUCGCGAUGAAGCCCGUGUUCCCCGGGAAUGCGUGGGGCCGUGCCGAUGGGAAACAGUCUCGCAUUUAAGUUAUUCCGAGAAAGUUUUGUACCGGUGCCGAUGAGAUUGUCUAUCGAAUGAUCAUUCAUUUAUUGACAGGAUGCUCCUUUGCGAGAAAAAAAACUCAACCGCUCCCUGGACAUUUUUUAAAGCACUAUUUGAGCGACCAGGUAUGGUCCGUUCAGUUUCCUGGAUUGUUCCACACCUUGUACCGCGGUGACUACGAAGUUGCAUAUCGUAAGCCAUGGGGAAAAGGGAAUUUAUCAGUUGAAACAGACACAGGGAGUGGCGAGGCAUUUUUUCCGGGAAAGGAAUAUACUGUACAGGGUGAUUAUAAAGUCUCGUCUA